Messenger RNA from Cladophialophora carrionii CBS 160.54, 1350 nucleotides. RefSeq lists its product as uncharacterized. Gene Ontology annotation, cellular component: cytosol. Gene Ontology annotation, biological process: ubiquitin-dependent protein catabolic process. The record is from RefSeq and is a predicted model, not a curated record. NCBI's taxonomy places the organism in Eukaryota, Fungi, Ascomycota, Eurotiomycetes, Chaetothyriales, Herpotrichiellaceae. The transcript has a single exon. Gene Ontology annotation, molecular function: polyubiquitin modification-dependent protein binding. The coding region runs from base 1 to 1350 and encodes 449 amino acids.
AUGGCCGAUACUGCGGGGGCUGAAGAUGCCAGCGUCACCUUUUCCGUCAAGUCCUCUGGUGGUCAGAAAUAUACACUGACGGUCCCUCUGUCCAUGACAACGAUCGAUCUGAAGAACAAACUCGCCUCGGAGGAGUACGCCAAUGUCCCAGCUUCGGCUCAGAGGCUGAUCUACAGUGGCAAGGUGCUGAAAGAUCACGAGACUCUUGCAUCGCACAAUGUCAAGGACGGCAACACGAUGCACCUGGUGAAGAGCGCCGCCAGCAAUCAGAGACAGAACCCCGCCGUGCAAUCCUCCGCGCCAUCUACUCCGUCUUCUGGGACGACCUCACAAGGCGUUGCUGGAGUGCCCCAGAACCUGGCUUCGGGUACAGGAAAUGACCCAUUGGCUGGGCUCACUGGUGCCAGAUACGCAGGCUUUGCUCAGCUGCCGAGCGCCGCCGCGUUGCAAGAGAACCUGAGCCCCGACGACUUUCUGCGCCAGCUGGAUAACCCCCACUUCCAACAGAUGAUGCGAGAGGCCAUGGGCAAUCCUCAAGUCCAAGAUAUGAUCAUCAAUCAAAAUCCUCAUCUAAGAGCCCUGGGCCCUCAAGCUCGGCAAAUGCUUAAUUCAGACUACUUCCGAAACAUGAUGACCAACCCUCAGAUGCUGCGCAACAUGAUGCAAAUGCAGCAGCAGAUGGGCAUGGGUCCUUUUGGAGGUGCUGGGGGACAAGAGGCAUUUCCGGCUCCUGGCGUGACCAAUACGACCGAAGGCACGACGGGCAACACCCAGAACACGUCCAACAACCAGCCUGGUCAGCCGCGGCAGCAGCAACCCCAGCCCGACCCGUUUGCGCUGCUACAGACACUUGGCAAUCCCUUCGGCAACUUCACUGGCGGUCAGACUGGAGAAGCCACCUCACAGGCUCAGGCUGGAGGCCAACAACAGAAUCAGCAACCAUUCAACCCCUUUAUGGCGUUGUUUCCCCAGGCAGGAGGCCAGGCCGGUGCUCAGCCGGGUGGAAACGCCGGCACGACUUCUCCUCCUCCUUCUUACAAUCCCUUCAACCCUCAGAACAACCCCUUACUGCAGAAUCCAGAGGCCAUGCAACAGAUGUUACAAGCCAUGACUGGAGGUCAACAAGGCGGCACAGGAAAUGAUAUGGGUGGUCUGUUCGAUCUGUUUGGCGGUGGUCAACCGGCAGCACCAGCCGAUAACCGGCCGCCUGAGGAGCGAUAUUCCCAGCAAUUACAGCAACUUAACGAAAUGGGCUUUUAUGAUUUCGACCGGAAUGUUCAGGCACUCCGACGAACUGGUGGGAAUGUGAAUGGAGCAAUAGAGUAUCUCCUUAGUCAUCCUACGGACUAG